Messenger RNA from Durotheca rogersii, 3609 nucleotides. Its product is annotated as DNA polymerase family A-domain-containing protein. Gene Ontology annotation, molecular function: 3'-5' exonuclease activity; DNA binding; DNA-directed DNA polymerase activity. Gene Ontology annotation, biological process: mitochondrial DNA replication. Bases 1 to 3609 code for a protein of 1202 amino acids. Lineage: Eukaryota; Fungi; Ascomycota; Sordariomycetes; Xylariales; Xylariaceae. The transcript has 2 exons. Gene Ontology annotation, cellular component: gamma DNA polymerase complex; mitochondrion. The record is from RefSeq and is a predicted model, not a curated record.
AUGGUUCAUAAUCAUUCUCGCCACAAAUCCCGCCACCAGCAACCAGACGACAACAACAACCCCGAUAGCAAUGACCUUCAGGAUACGGCGGUGAUGCUUCACUCUACGAAUGCUCGCAUGAGGGGCGCGUCGACUGCCAGCUUCGUCCGCCUGGCCAAGCAUCGAGCGCAGAGCCACCACCCUUAUCGCCUGCCGUCCCUGUCGCAUUCGAGAUGGCAGACCACCUCCGCAGCCGUCCAAGCGCCGCCUCACGAGCCCGCAUCUCCUCCCCCUCCAGUCCCGCGCAAAAAGAGCCUUGCCAUCGAGUCCGCGUCUCGGUUUAACGAGAUAAACGUCCAACAUGUCAGCGACUAUAUCUUCAAACAGAUUUUCCCGGGUGGUGCUAAACCCGCGCCGAAGGAGCUGGUGGAAUUGUCCAUUGGCCACCUGCGACGCCACGACCUCUACGGCAAAAACACCGACAACAACCCGCCGAUUGCCUUCGAGGUACCUCCGCUGCAGGGGCAAACGAUGGACGAGCACUUCCACAAACUCGGGCUCGAUUGCGCCGAGCCCUUCCUCUCGUAUGCCAAGGAGUUCGUGAGGCAUACUGACCCCUGCCGGCCGAGGGAAUGGGUGAGGCGAAGCGGUUGGACAAAGUAUUACCCCAACGUGGAUAAGCCGCCGGAGCCAGUCGACGUCCCGGAUGCGAAUAUGCUCUGCUUCGACGUAGAGGUUAUGUGGAAAGAACAUCCCUUCGCCGUCAUGGCCUGCGCCAUGAGCCCGACCCACUGGUACGCUUGGCUGUCGCCUUGGUUGCUGGGAGAGAGCGAAUCAGGCAAGCAUCUCAUCCCCCUGGGCGAUCCCACCAAGGAUCGUAUCAUCGUCGGCCACAAUAUCGGGUACGACAGGGCGAGGGUCCUCGAAGAAUACGACCUCAAGCAAACCAGGAACGCGUUUAUAGAUACCAUGUCGUUACAUGUGGCCGUCAACGGCAUGUGUUCGCAGCAGCGACCCACGUGGAUGAGGCACAAGAAGAACAGGGAGCUUCGCGAGAAGAUCUCCAAGGAGACGGACAACAUCGAUUUGGUGAGGCUGCUCUCCUCUGGCUACGAGGACGAAGAAGAGCUUUGGGUUGGGCAUAGCUCGGCCAAUUCUCUUCGUGACGUCGCCCAGUUCCACGUGAAAACCGCAAUUGACAAGGCGGCCCGAGAGCAGUUUGGGGAACUGGAUCGCCAGGGUGUCAGAGAAAAGUUGGACGACUUGCUGAAUUACUGCGCGGCGGACGUGGCGAUCGCCCACCGAGUAUAUCGGACCGUGUUUCCGCUCUUCCUCAACGUCUGUCCCCACCCUGUCAGCUUUGCCGCGUUACGACAUCUGUCCUCCGUCAUCCUCCCGGUCGACCGGUCGUGGGAUGCGUAUGUUGACAACGCGAAAGCGACGUACGACAAACUGUCCAACAGUGUACGGGACCGCCUGGUUUCGCUUGCGGAGAAGGCAACGGAAAUCAAGGACGACGCUGAUAAAUGGGGCAACGAUCCCUGGCUGAAGCAAUUGGACUGGUCCGGCCAGGAGAUCAAGAUGGCCAAAGGAAAGAAGAAGGGCGAUCCCCCGAGGCCGGUUUUGCGACAGAAGAAGCCGGGUAUGCCUAAGUGGUAUAAAGAUUUGUUUCCAAAGAGGGACGGCCCCAUGAACGUGACGGUCAGAUCUCGAAUCGCACCGCUUCUGCUGAGGCUUACGUGGGAUGGAUACCCUUUGGUAUGGACCAACAAGUACGGCUGGACUCUCCGAGUACCCUGUUCGGACAUGGCGAAAUACAACUCGACGCAACUUGUCCGAUGCGACUUUUCGGACGAACCGGAGGAACCACUCCACCAAGACUCGGACGGCGUCUACUUCAAACUCCCUCACAAGGACGGCCCGUCGUCGAGAUGUGUGAACCCGUUGGCCAAGAGCUACCUUAACUACUUCGAAACUGGAAUAUUAUCAUCCGAAUUUCCGCUAGCGAAGGAGGCGCUCGAUAUGAACUCGUCGUGCUCCUAUUGGAUCAGCGCUCAGGACAGGAUCGUGUCGCAAAUGGUCGUAUACGAAGGCGAUAAGGCCCAGGACGGGGUGCCCGCGGAAAGGCCCGAAAACGAGCUGGGCAUCAUUUUGCCUCAGAUUAUUCCGAUGGGAACUGUCACGAGGAGGGCGGUGGAAAAUACAUGGCUGACGGCGAGCAAUGCGAAGAAGAAUAGGGUCGGCUCAGAGUUGAAAGCGAUGGUCAAGGCUCCGCCGGGUUACUGUUUCGUCGGUGCCGAUGUUGAUUCUGAAGAGCUCUGGAUCGCUAGCGUUGUGGGGGACGCCACCUUCAAGCUCCACGGCGGUAACGCGAUCGGCUUCAUGACCCUAGAAGGCACCAAGGCGGCAGGCACCGACCUGCAUUCUCGCACUGCCUCCAUCCUAGGAAUCACGCGCAAUAACGCCAAGAUCUUCAAUUAUGGCCGAAUCUACGGUGCCGGGCUCAAAUAUGCCGCUACGCUACUCAGGCAGUUCAACCCUAGCCUUUCCGAGGAGGAAACUCUGAAUAUCGCCGGAAAGUUGUACACGAAGACGAAAGGCACGAGGACGAACCGGAAAUCGCUCUGCAAGCGACUGUUCUGGAGAGGCGGGACCGAAUCGUUCGUCUUCAACAAGCUCGAGGAAUUCGCAGAAAAUGAACACCCACGAACCCCGGUGCUCGGAGCCGGCAUAACCGAGGCGUUGAUGGGCAAAUAUGUUAGAAAGGGCGGCUACCUUACUUCCCGCAUCAAUUGGGCGAUUCAGUCGUCCGGCGUGGACUAUCUCCAUCUCCUAAUCGUUUCCAUGGACUACCUAGUCCGGCGGUUUAAUAUCAACGCUCGCCUCGCCAUCAGCGUCCAUGACGAGAUUCGCUACCUCGUCAAGGACGAAGACAAAUACCGAGCUGCUAUGGCUCUCCAAGUCUCCAAUCUCUGGACCCGAGCAAUGUUCUGCCAGCAGGUUGGCAUCGAGGAUCUCCCGCAAUCGUGUGCCUACUUCUCCGCGGUGGAUAUCGAUCACGUUCUCCGCAAGGAAGUGGACCUAAAUUGUGUGACGCCUAGCCACCCGACGCCUAUACCGCCUGGCGAGAGCUUGGACAUGAUGCAGCUACUCGAGAAAGGAGAUGAGGCGUACCUUGAUCCGAAAACGAUACCCGCCAAGUACCCACCGAACUUCGAGGGUAUUGAUUAUACACCCAGGACACCCGUGAUGGAAACCCUCAACGGACCUUUCAACCCCAAGGACCUCUGGUUCCUGAAGGCCCAGAUUACGGAUAGCGAAGAUGAGCUAAACGAGAUUCUGAAAGCACAAAGGAAGGCGAAUUCUAGCGCGUCGGGCGCAGAAGCCGCAAAGAAGCCUAAGCCGAGCAAGAUAUUUCCAUACACUUCGCAGCCCAAACUGAUACCGCAGAUAUACCGACCAUUUGGCCCUAAAUUCACGAGUGGCCCUAAAUUCACGAGUGGCCCCAAAUUCACGAGUGGCCCUAAAUUCACGAGCAAGCCGAGGGAUACAAGCCGCUUCAACCAAGAGCAGUGGAUCUUCGAGAGCAUGCCGCCCGCUCCGGCGAAGCCCACCGGCUCUAGAGCAUGA